Tachysurus vachellii is the source of this 3386-nucleotide messenger RNA. It is a transcript of the gene cnksr1, whose product is annotated as connector enhancer of kinase suppressor of Ras 1. Bases 71 to 2416 code for a protein of 781 amino acids. The record is from RefSeq and is a predicted model, not a curated record. Lineage: Eukaryota; Metazoa; Chordata; Actinopteri; Siluriformes; Bagridae. The transcript has 21 exons. Gene Ontology annotation, molecular function: protein binding.
UCUCGACGUUGGCAACACGGGAGAAGUCCAGCUCUGCCCUCCGAGAUCAGGACGGGGAUCAACGCUCCUCAUGGAGCCUAUAAUGUCCUGGAGCACCGACAGAGUCACCGCCUGGCUCACAGGUUUGGAUACGUCACUGCAGCAGUACACAUUUGAACAGUGGCAGUUGUGCGGGGUGGAUUUGCUACAGUUAUCCUCACAGCAGCUCGAACAGCUCGGCGUGCACAAGAUCGGACACCAGGAGCUGAUCCUCGACGCCGUAGAGAAACUCUGCACUCUGACAUAUGGUCAGGCUGGGGAGAAUGUGCGCAGUCUAACGGAGAAGCUGCGUGCUGUCGCUCACUCGCUGCAGAUGGGUAUUCAGAGUCAAUGGCGUGUCAACACAUACGAAGGACACACAGCCACAACUGUGCCUAAUCAGGAACUACAGCUUGUACUGGAUCUCAUCAUUGCAGCCAAGGCCCUGUAUUCUCUGCUCAACAGGCACCAGUAUGCAGAGUUGACAGGAUAUACAGACUUUAAGAUCAUUGUUGAUCUGUGUACAGAUCUGCACUCCAUGAUACAAAAGGAUAACACGUUGCUGGAUAAGGAGAAGGACAUCAUCUCAGUUAGUCGUCAGUUGGUGGCGAUAUGUGAUGAUGUUCUGAGUGCUGCUCCUGAGGCUGUACUGACCCACACUUCCCAGCUGCAGAGUGUUGAGCUGGUGCCGGUCUUACCUGGAGAACAACUGGGGAUUGAGAUCACCUCCACACCCUCUAGCCAACACUACGUCUCUGGAACAUUUGCUGAGAUCCCAACAGAGAAGAUCUUGGCAGGUGAUGAGGUCAUUAAGGUGAAUGAUCAGAUUGUGGUGGGCUGGAGCAGGAAGAACCUGGUGGCGAAGCUUCAGGAGAACCCGAACGGUGUGACGCUGGUGCUGAGACGCCUUCCUGCCUCGUCUGUCUCUCACACACACAAAGUCAAGCCAACACAGAAGGAAGAAGAAGACGAGGAAGAGGAAGAGAGAAACAGACAGUCAGUGUUGGAGCGAGCGCCGGCGUCUGUGCGCUCGUACUCGUUCAGGGCUGCUGUGUACCCUGAAGAGCAGCAGACGGUACAGGAGAAGUCGGUGUUCAGUGAUCACGGCCUUGAUGGGAAACAGAGCUUCAGUGCACUCACACACCACCUGGGUGCAGGAUCUGGAUUAGAGCGCAGGUGUACGUCUCUCCUCAGUCUGGACUCAAGGACAAGAGUCGGAUCCUGGCCUGAGAUGGGGGCCAGUGUGGAGGAAAAGGAGACCAAGAAGAGCUCCUUCAAAGGCACACAGACAGCGAUGAGUCGCAGGAGGGUGUCGUGUCGUGAGCUGGGCCUGCCGGACUGUGACGGGUGGCUGUGGAAGAAGAGGAAAGAGAUGAGUGUGUUCGUGGCACAGAAAUGGCAGCGCUUCUGGUUUGUCCUUAAAGGAGUUACAAUCUACUGGUACACCAGCCAGCAGGAGGAGAAGGCAGUGGGGUUGGUGAAGAUUGGCAGCUACAGCAUCGAGAGCGCUGGAGAACACAAGAGGAAGUACGUGUUUAAAAUGAGUCACCCACGCUUCCAGAAUUUCUUCUUCGCCGCUGACAACGUUAGUGACAUGAGCAAGUGGAUCAACUGUCUGAUCACCGCCAUCCAGAAAUAUAAGAAGUACCAAGAGAAUCCGUCAGACACCGAGCCCGAGUGCUACAGCGAGACCGAGUCGGAGGAGGACGGCGGCUCCCACUCACCACAUCUAAAGAAAAAAACCACCACGAAGCUCCAGUCUAACACACUCCCUCGGUCUCUGGGCAAGAAAAACAAACAACUGGGAAGAAAUGCAGUCACCACUUCACCAGUAGGGGGCAGUAAAGCUGCAGCUACACAACCACAAGGAACAGUAGAUGAGAUGGGCGAGCUGUUUAACAAGCUGAAGGAGGGAGGAGUGUCUCUGAUUGGCCAGAAACAGCCCGUCACUCAUGACCAACUCCGCAGGUCCUUCAUCCGCCGAAACAAGAAUCCUGUCAUCAACGAUAAGGUCCACACACUCCGUGCUCUUCAGAGCACGCUCAAGGCAAAGGAGGCGGAGUUACAGCUCAUAGAUAAGCUUCUGGAAGAUUCCAGUCUGACGCCGCCGAAAUUCCGCCAGUGGAAGCAGCACAAUGAGGAUCUGUACCAAGAAAUCGAGAAAAUCGCCAAAGAGAAAAAACAAACCCGUACAACCACACAAGCAAACACUGCCCCCACCGAUGACGACGGAGCAGGUCGACUCAGCCUGAGUGACGGAGAGCAGCUAGUGGACGCUGAGUUGCCUAGUAAUAAGUUCUCCACCCAUGAAUCUGAUCAGGAACACUUAGCAGAGUGUACUGAGCCACGCUGUGAAAGAGCAGACAGCAGCUCCUCUGAAAAUUACUUCUACAUCUGAGCUGUUAAGUACCUGAGCCCGCCUACUUUAGAAUUCUGACUAGUCACAGCCUCUUUUUAGGAACGGGGCGGGACCUGAGCUGGUCUGGAGAACAUUUCCGUUUUCCAACCUUGUUCUUACAAGAAAUGAUCGAUGUCAGUGUUGCUAAGCAACCUAGAUGUUUUUUAAGCUAACUUUCUAGCUAGCUCCAAAGAUGCGUAAGUAAAUCAAAUAAUUAUUAAUUGCUUAACCCUCGUGUUUCCUUUGCUACUUUUCAGUAGUGUUACAGUUGUACAGUGUAGUUUAUAACAACUGCUUAAGGUUAAACAUCAUCUCAAUAUGAAUUUCCAAGUCUUCACAUCAGCAGCCCAAGUCCAGAAUGAUCAGUAUUAAUUUGCUUAUAGUACAGUUCACAUCUCAAACUGCUGAUCGGAACGAACGCAUUGGUGUUAAUCCACUGAAGACUCUGAGUGAAACACUGGAUAUACAGCUUUAGUCCAAAAAGGAUUCAAAACAAUAAACACCGAACCUGGAAGCAGACGGAGAUGACCAAAAUCCUUGACAUCUGUGGUGAUGUGGACAAAUCUGUCAAACAUGAUCAGAGCUCUUAUGUGAAACAGGAAGUUAUUUUACUUUGUAAAUAAUCUGUGACAAAUUUUACGUUAUAUAAAAAUAGAACAAAGUGGCCUGUGCACAUAACGGACAUUGACAAGGCCUUUUAUUUUUACAGGUCUGUUUGAUAGCGAUCGUUUUAAAGUUUUAAUCUAAUACCUGCUUUUACUGUACGUUUCAUGUUUGUUCUGCACGUUGUUCAUUUGUGCAAUGACGGGGAGAAAAGGACGAGAAUAAAUGUAAAUAAUCUGCGAAUCAUUAUACAGAACAAAAUCUUCACGUAUUGACUAAUAUUGUGAACACUUAUACAUGUGAAAGACUUUAAGGCGUCGUCCGUUUUAUUGUAAAUAAAAUGUCUACGGUUUACAACAGCUAAAAA